Messenger RNA from Trichophyton verrucosum HKI 0517, 480 nucleotides. RefSeq lists its product as uncharacterized. The record is from RefSeq and is a predicted model, not a curated record. NCBI's taxonomy places the organism in Eukaryota, Fungi, Ascomycota, Eurotiomycetes, Onygenales, Arthrodermataceae. The transcript is spliced from 2 exons. The coding region runs from base 1 to 480 and encodes 159 amino acids. Gene Ontology annotation, biological process: secondary metabolite biosynthetic process.
AUGGAGGAGGAGGAAGCCAUGUUUACUGGUGAUACUGACCUGCCUCGUCUACAUGAAGAUGUCCUGGGCCAGGGAACGGCGGUCUUUGAAGAGUUAAAGACAUAUAUGGCCAGCCUGGAGAAGAUGGGAGAUAAAGCCAGUGUUAGUGCCAGAGGAUACCCUGGCCACGGCCCGGUGAUUGAGAACUGCAAGUCCAAGAUAGCAGAGUAUAUCCGGCACCGGCAGCAGAGGGAAGAGGAAAUUCUGCGGGUGUUAAAGUACGGUUCGCUCGAUAGCAGCCAGCCCGGUGACACGAAACCUUCCGGCUGGACGCCCAUUGAGCUGGUCAAAGUUAUCUAUGCUGCGGUGCCGGAGAGCUUGCAUCUUCCUGCUUCGCACGGAGUGAUACAGGUCCUGAACAAACUGGAGCACGAAGGAAAGGUGACCAGCGAUGAACAAACGGGCCGAUGGUCUUGUAGCAGUAAAACAGCGGCCUUGUGA